Messenger RNA from Gastrolobium bilobum, 1048 nucleotides. RefSeq names its product ADP-ribosylation factor-like protein 8a. Gene Ontology annotation, molecular function: GTP binding; GTPase activity. The transcript has 6 exons. The record is from RefSeq and is a predicted model, not a curated record. The coding region runs from base 142 to 696 and encodes 184 amino acids. Gene Ontology annotation, biological process: protein transport. NCBI's taxonomy places the organism in Eukaryota, Viridiplantae, Streptophyta, Magnoliopsida, Fabales, Fabaceae.
UGAAUGCGAUGAACAGUGGCGAAGGGUGAAUUCGGAUUGCGAAGUGUUUUUAGAUCUGUGUGUGGGUUCGUGGUGAAACAAGAGAAUCGUAGAUCUGUGUUUUUGUUUGUGUAGUUUUUUUUUUAUCAGAAAAGAGAAGCAAUGGGGAUGUGGGAAUCUUUUCUCAAUUGGCUCCGCAGCCUUUUUUUCCAGCAGGAAAUGGAAUUAUCUUUGAUUGGACUUCAGAAUGCUGGAAAGACUUCACUUGUAAAUGUUGUUGCUACGGGUGGGUAUAGCGAGGAUAUGAUUCCUACGGUGGGAUUCAAUAUGAGGAAAGUAACAAAAGGAAAUGUUACAAUAAAGUUAUGGGAUCUUGGAGGGCAACCAAGGUUCCGCAGCAUGUGGGAACGUUAUUGUCGUGCGGUUUCUGCUAUUGUUUAUGUUGUUGAUGCUGCUGAUCCAGAUAACCUUAGCAUGUCGAGGAGUGAACUGCAUGAUUUGUUGAGUAAACCAUCACUGAGUGGUAUUCCUUUGUUGGUGUUGGGGAACAAGAUUGACAAACCAGGAGCUCUGUCUGAACAAGCUUUGACUGACCAAAUGGAUCUGAAGUCAAUUACUGACAGGGAAGUUUGCUGCUUCAUGAUCUCAUGUAAAAACUCGACCAACAUUGAUUCUGUUAUUGAUUGGCUUGUAAAGCAUUCCAAAUCAAAGAACUGAGAGGCUCCUUUCUGUCUUGUACUCUACUGUAAUUUCUCUGUGACAUAUAUCUGGAUGUUGCUGGAGGCAUCUGCAUGUCUAACUCGGUUGCUGUUUGUUUAUUCUUGCCCUUUUUCUCAAAUGCUUUAUAAUGUAAUGUUAUUCAUGUCCAAUGGGGAAUCAAACGGGAUGGCAUAUAUCUGAAGGGUUAUUUUAUGAGUAAAAUCAUGUUGUCAUUGUUAGUUUAGUUACAUCUUUAGAAUACUGACAAGAACUGCAUUUGCGAGAGGAAUUGAUUCUUUUGUCUCUGUAAAUUAGAUUAGAUUGUUUUUCCCAAUGAUUAGCAAUGUCUGAUCUUGUUAUUUCCAGUAGU